Molecule: messenger RNA, 2384 nt
Organism: Populus nigra (black poplar)
Lineage: Eukaryota; Viridiplantae; Streptophyta; Magnoliopsida; Malpighiales; Salicaceae
Exons: 3
Coding region: 277-1710 (477 amino acids)
Source: RefSeq, a predicted model, not a curated record
CAAGCUUUGUCACUCGCUCUGGUACAAACCCCAACACACACGCUCACUGUCCCUCCCUCUCCCCAAAACUGUUUUCCCACUAUUCCCUCCCCACUUCUCCACCAUUCCCACACCCUAAAACACUCCCAUCUCCCAUGAAAAAUUCUCGUUUAUUCGAACAAACUCCCCCACCUAGUCCCCCUCACCAAUAAAAAAAAAGAAGAAAAACAUCUCACUUUCUUUCCUUUUCCUCACCACCGGCGGCUACUCUCAUCUCGUUUCUUCCCCCUACAAAAAAUGGAAAAAAAACAAGGUUUCUUCUCGGCGCUCAAAGAAGAAGUUGUCCGUGGCCUCUCCCCUUCUCGUUCCCGCUCCAACAGCCCGGCUCGAACCGCGUCUCCAAUGUCGGGCCUGCUUCGCCGCAAAAAACACAAGGAAACUUCCUUCUUCGCGUCGCAACCAGAACCAGUGAUUGGGAGAUCAGGGAGUUUGAGGCCAAUGGUUGGGGAAGCGUUAUCUCCACUAAUGGAGGGUCCGGAUCCGGAUGGAGGGGAAGGUGAGCGUAAACGGGUCGGGUCGGGUUUGGGUCAGUGGAUGAGAGGGCAGUUAUCGAGGGCUCCAUCGGUUACUAGUUUGGCUUACAAGAGGUCUGAUCUGAGGUUGUUGCUUGGGGUUAUGGGUGCACCAUUGGCUCCAGUGCAUGUUAGCACUUUGGACCCUUUGCCUCACCUUAGCAUUAAAGACACUCCCAUUGAAACUUCCUCUGCCCAGUACAUAUUGCAGCAGUACAUGGCAGCGUCCGGUGGGCACCAGGUGCAGAACUCUAUUCGAAAUGCGUAUGCCAUGGGAAAGCUUAAGAUGAUAGCUUCGGAAUUUGAAACACCCACGAGGGUGGUCAAGAACCGGAAUGGUGCUAGAGGUGUGGAAUCGGGUGGGUUUGUGCUUUGGCAGAUGAAUCCUGAUAUGUGGUAUGUUGAGCUAGCGGUUGGGGGUAGCAAGGUUCAUGCUGGCUGCAAUGGCAAACUUGUUUGGAGGCACACACCUUGGCUUGGUGCACAUACUGCUAAAGGCCCUGUUAGACCCUUGCGUCGAGCACUUCAGGGUCUUGAUCCAAGAACCACAGCCAGUAUGUUUGCUGAUGCAAAGUGCAUAGGAGAGAAAAACAUAAAUGGUGAGGAUUGCUUUAUACUAAAGCUUUUUGCUGAUCCACAGACUCUGAAGGCCCGGAGUGAAGGCCCUGCAGAGAUCAUAAGGCAUGUUUUAUUUGGCUACUUCAGUCAAAAGACUGGACUUCUUGUUCACAUGGAGGAUUCACAUCUGACCCGUAUCCAAUCCAAUGGUGGAGAUGCAGUUUACUGGGAAACAACAAUCAAUUCGUUCCUUGAUGAUUACAGGCCAGUUGAAGGGAUCAUGAUUGCCCACUCGGGUCGUACUGUGGUGACUCUUUACAGGUUUGGCGAGGUAGCAAUGAGCCAUACCAAGACAAAGAUGGAGGAAGCUUGGACUAUUGAAGAGGUUGCAUUCAAUGUGCCCGGCCUUUCAGUAGACUGUUUUAUCCCUCCAGCAGAUUUAAAAUCAGGGUCCUUUAGUGAAGCUUGUGAGCUAGCUCAGGAUGAAAGGGGAAAGAGUGCAAUGGCAUUAGCAGCAUAUCGGGCGAAAGUUGCAGCCCUAGACAAGUCAGAUGAUAGCUGUGCAGAUAACAUGAUAUGGAAGAUGGAGGUGUCUGAUUGAGGGGUAGGAUUGCAUUACUACAAUUGUUUAUACUGGUAGCUAGCUUUAAUUGACUAACGGAUUAGAAGUUACAAAGUAGGAGUUCAAGUCAUUUUUUGGACUUCGGGAUCUGCCUCUGUUAAUCUGUAAAUAGAGCAUGAUCAUUCACCGGCUCAAACUAGGGCCUGGACGAAUCUUUGUACUCUCAAUGCAGGAUCCAGCUAAGGUGUUGGAGCUCGGUUUUCCAAUUAGGGAUAGAGCAAAUGGAGGUUUAGUUUUAGUUUACCUUCCAUGUCUGGAGGAAGGUGGUGAAGCUUUAAAAUAGCAGAACUGUUAACCUUCUAUACAUUUUUACUAAUUCUAUCUUGAAUGCAUACAGCGGUGGCAGUAGAAAGGAAAACUGCUUCUGGCUAACAUGAGUUUUAACUCGAAUGUCUAGUUUGUUCACUUCUGUUUGUGGGCUUGUUACUCUUAUGUGGAUGCUCAGUUUUUAUUGAAGGGUCUUCUCGGUUUUGAAGGGAAUGGAAGUUUCCGGUAUCUGAUGAAUGCAGGCAGGGUAAAACGAGACCAGCUAGUUUCUUCACCGUUCUGCAUCUGUUUUUUGCAGUGCUUUUCCAUUGCUGUUGAAAGGGAUGUAAACCAUGAUAUUUAUUGAUCAAAUAUUGAAUGAUUAAUGCUUAUUAUUGUUGAGAUCA